AUGAGCUCUCUUCGCAUCCGACUUCCUUCAGCCCAAUCCCGAGACGCCAAACGAGCCCCAUCUGGUUUGUCAGUGGACUCGUCGGAUGGCUCCCUUUCAACAAAACAAUAUGCUAAAGAAAACGACUCGAAGCACUCCGAUCGUCCAAGAUCCGGGAGCAGCGGCUCCUCUACCUCCGCUUCUUUCCCCAUCAAACGAUCCGGACUGGCUUCAAGUCGUCCGUGCUCAUCAGCGCAAUUCGACCCACUCGAAAACGAUGGGAAGCAGUCGCUUGUUGGGAGUAGCACUGAGAAUGUCGUUUCGGGCACGCCGUCACCACACACCGUUACCAUGCCUCCUGCAAAGAAAAAGCGAUCGCAUAAACGCAAAAGUGCAGUUCGCUCCGAUCCUGACUCGAGCAAGCGCCUGAAGAGUACUCCACAAGAGGGUUCGAACCGGCGAUUGCACGCAGAAAUCCACUGCAACAGUUACGCCUCUGACGACUCAGUCCAUGACAGUGACCAUGGUGUUUCUUCAGGCUCCAGCGGUCGCCGGGUCAAUCCGGAACAAAUAGGCGGGCGCUCUUCUCUGGUCUCGUACCAUAAUUCAGAAGAUAGUCACUCUCCAGAGGAACAGCGAGCCGAUUCAUGUUUACAACCCGAUAAGAGCCCAGUGCCCAGGAAACGUACCAGUUCAUUGCCACACACUCGGAACCCCCACAUUGACCAACCCACGGCUCACCCCAGAUCUCUUCCUCCCGAUAAUGCCGACGCUCCGCACAAAUUGACAUCUAAUCACUUUAAAGUCAUCAAAACCACCUCAAAGUCAACCUGGGAUUCCAGCGAUAGCGAAUUCGAAACUUCCACAGCUCCAACCAAGUUACCCGAGGCCGGGACGAAAGACGCCGUACUCGAAAAUGUCAAACCCACUGAGCCGUCUGCUCCAGUGAGCGAGUCAAAAAAGAAAAAGAAGAAAAAAUCUUCUCACACUGGUCGCCAUGAGGCCAGAAACAAAGAAAACGAUGAGAAACCCGUGCUUCCUACCACCAAGACAUCUAAAGGUACCAGCUUAACUCGACCCUCCAACAAAUCGUCGAACAAACAUCCCCGGACGGAACAGCACAAAUCCAAACGAUCACACCGAGGACGCGAGAGGUCAUAUUACUCGCACGCCUCCUCAAGGUCGCGCACACAUUCACCGAGGGAGGUGGACUUACCUUCGACAAAUCGAAUCGAUUUAUCUGGUGACAAACACAAACUUUCUCGAUCUGGUGGCUCUUUCAGCUCUCACUCGUCACGACACGGCUCCGAGUACUCUUCGGUGAGUAGUCGUUCAUCCGACUGGCGACGACGAUCAUGCUACCGUCGCCACCAUCAUCGCCGAAGACAUUCAGACUCGUAUUCAUCCCGAUCAUCAUCACGCGACUCGUCCAACGUGUCUGCACGCGGUCAUCGUGGUCGUAGUAGCAAAUCGAGUUCAGCACAUGACCGAGCUCGUCGUCGUCGUUCUCGGUCAACUCAUCGUCGCAGGUAUCAUCGUCGAAGUUACUCCAGUCGCUCGCGUUCCCGUAGUUGGAGGUCGUCAACUUCAACUUCACGUACAUCAUACCGAUCUUCAAGGUCUGUCUCUCGAGGUUCUUCUCGCGAACUCAGUCGCCGAUCUUCAUCAGUCCGUCGGUCAUCAUCCCGCCAUUCACCGGCAUCCUGUCAGAAAGCCACCCUCCAUUCCAAACCGUUGGGUGGAGAAACGUUGAUCGGCCGCUCGACAAAAACGACGCCAUCAUCUCACGCGCGGAGUCAGUUCUCAGAAUCUCGAACAAGCGACACUUUAAAGUCGGCCUUCUCGUUAUCUGAUAUGGCUGAAACUGUAUCGGCGGCUGUAAAGCGUGUUACAGGAGGACACAAUGCUAACAAAUCUACCAAACAUUCGGAUAACCCCGGCUUCCCAUGUAUCUCAUUGAAAACCAGUACGUCUACCGACGGCGUAAACUCAUCAUCCGCUUCAGUUUUGGUGGAUAUACCGCUACCAAAGGAUUCCAGACACCACGAAGACUACAUCCACGGUUUGGACGAGCUCCCUGUUCGAAGCGAACCCACUCCUUACAUCGGACCCCAGUUGCCUCCCGAUCUCGCUAAACGCUUUGGGCUAUCUGUGGGAAAUAAUCAAUCGGGUUCCUGUGAAGUUUCAUCUGAUGGGACAUCCUCCAAUCCACAAGGAUCUUCAGUUGAGGGCACCACCCAGAUGAGUACAGAUCACUUGUCCUCCAAUACACAGCAAUCAAAUUCCCUGGAGUUCUUGAUACCCCCAGAAAAGGUCGAACAGUAUCGCGCUCUUCAGGAACAGGCCAAACAACACGCUUUACGGCGCCAUACCAUGCUUGUUGGCAGUGGUUCUACGGAGUCUCCAGUGACCCAGCUGACCUCUGUGCAGCCAGGCACAUAUCCUCAACAAUUGGCAAUAUUGCACCAUCUUCAACGUGACCCAUUCUUGGGGUCUACUGGACUUGUGCACCCGGCCUAUUCCACCAACUUGGCGUUGCUGUCCCACCUAAAUGCCUCAGCUUCUGGCGCGCACCCCGAUGGCUGGUUAGUUCAUCCGACCCAAGAGAACUCAGAGGAUGCCCGCUUGAAGUCUCUGGCUACUCCGUUCGGAGGAUCACAGAUCGAUAUUUUCAAUGCACAAAUGGCACAUCUCUUGGGACUAACAACUGGACUGCCCUCAGCUUCGGCUGCACCGAAGACGUCCACUGUGGAUGCCACUUCAUUGCCGGCGUAUUUGUCUGCGUCUUUGCAGCAGCAACAACAACAACAACUUCAACACGCCCAGCUACAACAGCUGCUAUCCGCCACAGCCACGCAGUCAGGCGGCAACUCCCUAACUGCCCAGUCCCAAAACAAUAUUGCUGCCCAGCUGUUACAGCACUUGGCAAAUCAGCAAUCACAGCAGAAACUACCUGUUGGUAAUUCGUCAAACCAGAUCUCGCUCCCCGUUCUGGCCGCUUAUCUGCAACAACAAAAGCUUCAGGCGCAGUUGCACAGACAGAAUUUGGACACUUUGCAAAAUGGGGCGUUCGACGAAAGAUUCGCUGCUGCUAUAUCUGGUGCUGGCGACCCAAGCGGAACAAUGACUAACCCUGUCUCCAUGGUUGCUUCUGUUGGUACGCUCAACAACCCCACGAUUACCUGGCCCGCCAAUCUCGUACGAAAUCGUGCCUCCAAUCCAACUGUAUCUGCAAUCUCUUUGCCGACGUCAACAUCUGCUCUGUCUCCACACGCCUCUUUGGCUGCAGCUUUGGCCGCGGCACAACAGCAGCAGUUGUUGAUGUCUGCUCUCCGACAGACUGGUGCCCAACAGCCUACAGCCCUCAUCCAUCAGCUCAACCCCAGCUUCAACGCGUCUUCGACAAUUCUCCCCGCACAAUUCAAGGCUCUCACCCCCCAUCAGCAACAAGCUUUGCUCGUUCAGGCGCUACAGCUCAAACAACUGCAGCAACAACAAUUACAGCAGCAGCAACAGCGCUUUCUCUCCCCCGUUGCCACGGAACAGUCUCUGUUGCAAGCCCAACUGGCCGCCAUUAUUCAACAGCGCCAACAACAAUUUACUCAGGCCCAGCUGCAGCACCAUCAUCAGCAAGCUGUUGCCGCCUCAGCUAUUGCUGCUGCACAGGCACAACGACAACAACAGCAGCAGCAACAGACACAGGACGUUCUUGGAAAAUAGGUUUACAGAUUUUGCAACCUGCGCACGUGUGUACAUAGCGUUCUUUUGAUUGCUUUCUCCUCGUGUAUAGUGUAAGGUUCUUGCGAAAUCCAGUCCAUAGCUUUUAUUG
Molecule: messenger RNA, 3808 nt
Organism: Dicrocoelium dendriticum
Lineage: Eukaryota; Metazoa; Platyhelminthes; Trematoda; Plagiorchiida; Dicrocoeliidae
Source: the annotation of a GenBank genome assembly